Molecule: messenger RNA, 1254 nt
Organism: Quercus robur (English oak)
Lineage: Eukaryota; Viridiplantae; Streptophyta; Magnoliopsida; Fagales; Fagaceae
Exons: 2
Coding region: 1-1254 (417 amino acids)
Biological process (GO): DNA integration
Molecular function (GO): nucleic acid binding; RNA-DNA hybrid ribonuclease activity
Source: RefSeq, a predicted model, not a curated record
AUGGAGAAGUUGGCUUUCGCGUUGAUAAUCGUGGCACGAAGACUUAAGCCAUACUUCCAAGCGCAUACCAUCAUUAUUUUAAUAGACAAACCAUUGAGAAAAUCCAUGAGUAGCCCAGAGGCAGCAGGAAGAAUGGCUAUGUGGGUAGUAGAGCUGAGCGAGUUUGACAUCCAAUACCGCCCGUGGACUGCCAUAAAAGGGCAGGUAGUAGCUGACUUCAUCGUCGAGUUCACUCUCGAAGAUGGCCAGGUGGCGGAAGAUAAAGGACAAUGGAAUAUCUAUACAGACGGAUCUUCAAAUAGACGAGCCAGAGGAGUCGGCGUAGUGAUCCAAACUCCGCAGGGGGACAAGAUCCAAUGUAUGAUCCGAUUGGAUUUCCCCAUAACCAACAACGAGGCAGAGUAUGAAGCCUUGGUGGUAGGGCUAGACCUUGCAAAGGCUGCGGGAGUAGAAAACAUAGUCAUACACUGCGAUUCACAGGUGGUAACGAGUCAGAUCAAUGACAACUACGAGUGCAAGAACGAUAGAAUGAAGAGGUAUUUAGAAGAAGUAAAAUACCGAAUUAGCGACCUCGAAGUCAAAUUCAUUCAGAUCCCAAGGGAAGAAAAUGAAUGUGCCGACCAUCUAGCAAAAGCUGCGUCAGCCGAGUUUAUGCUUGUCCCCAAAAAGGUAUUAUCAUUCGUUCAACUCUCCUCACUUAUUGAUGAUGUAAUAAGUAUGCAGGAAGUAAACUCUGAAUGCAAUUGGACUACACCAUUGAUAUCCUACCUAAAAACUGGUGUGUUAUCGGAUGAAAAGGGCGCCGCAAGAAAAUUGAAGGUCCAGGCAUCACAGUAUGGGAUACCCAGAGUGCUGGUCUCUGGCAACGGUAAGCAAUUCGACAACAGUGCGUUCAGAGACUUCUGCUCGAAGCUAGGGAUCAAGAAUCACUACUCAUCGCCCGCACACCCACAGGCAAAUGGGCAAAUCGAAGUCACGAACCGGUUCUUGCUCAAGAUAAUCAAGACCCAGCUCGAUGAGGCAAAUGGUAUCUGGCCAGACGAACUACCAAGCGUCCUAUGGGCAUACCGGACCACAGUAAGAACUCCCAUUGGAGAAACACCAUUUCGACUUGCGUAUGGAACUGAAGCUGUCAUUCCCGUAGAAGUGGGGCUCACGAGCUAUCGGGUGGAGAGCUACGACGAAGAUAAGAACAAAGAAGCCAUGCGCCUCCAGCUCGACCUAGUGGACGAAGUCAGAGCAGCAGCAAAGUAG